GGAGGAGCCGCCGUGUAGGGGCGCGAUGGCGGCGGUGGCGGUGGCCCCGGCGGUUCGGCCCUCGCUGGGGCUGCGCCGGUGCCUGCGCUGCGGGCCCGGUCCGCGGGCUGUGCCCGCCGGCGGGGCCGCCCCCAGGCCGUGCAGCACUCGGGCGGCUCCGCGGGGCAUCGACAGGCCCGUCAUCGACCGCAUCAUCCGCGUGGACCACGCCGGGGAGUACGGGGCCAACCGCAUCUACGCGGGGCAGAUGGCCGUGCUGGGCAGGUCGAGCGUGGGGCCGGUCAUCCAGCAAAUGUGGGAUCAAGAAAAAGACCACCUGAAAAAGUUCAAUGAGCUCAUGGUUGCAUACAGAGUUCGACCCACUGUUUUAUUGCCUUUCUGGAAUGUAGCAGGUUUUGUUUUAGGGGCUGGAAGUGCUUUACUGGGAAAGAAAGGUGCCAUGGCUUGCACAGUGGCAGUGGAAGAGAGUAUAUCAGACCACUACAACAACCAGAUCCGAACUCUCAUGGAAGAGGAUCCAGAAAAGUACAAAGAACUACUGCAGAAUACUGAAGUCAGCAGAAACCUUUAAAAUAAAAGGAUGUUUUUUUCCUUCAGCAGCACUAAAUGGAUCAAGGACCAAAAUUAAAAUGUACGUUGGUUAUCUUCAGCAUACUUUCAGUAAUUCAGUGUUUCCCUUUUGAGUGGGAGAAUUGUGCUUUAAUUUUGAUAAAUUUUAAUUGAAAGGAAGGGUCUGAAAGGGAAAUAAAAAGCAGAAACAUGAUUGCAUAGUAGCUUUGUUGCCCUGCUCUGAACACAUUCGGGUACCUUCACAUCCUCAUUAAACUGCAGGGCCCAGAGCUGCACACAGUGCCUUUUGGUCCCAGCUGAAAAACUCAAAGAGAAAAAAAGAAUUCUUUAGAACAGAAAAUAGCCCAGUUGGCCUACAGGGAAACACCCCUUAGAAGAAAGGGACCGUAAUUUCCUUAUUCAGAUUGUGAGGAUUGUGUGUGUGUGUGAAACUAAUCACUGUUAAAAGUUUACUGUGACUACAGUUUUUUUUGAAACAGUGAAAAAGACAGAAUUAAACAGCACCUUGGCCUUAAAGACUUUUUUUGGAGAAUACUGUGAAGAAUUCAUUUCUUCCUGAAUUAGAGAUUCAGAUCUUUGAGAAGUUCUUGAGAGACCUCAGCUUGCUGUGGUGCAUGCAGUGGUCAACAGCAGAUAGUUUUAUGUACCAGCUGCCUUGAUUUGUCUGCAAAGUAGAUUUCUAAUAACCUGCUUU
This is a messenger RNA of Myiozetetes cayanensis, 1264 nucleotides long. RefSeq names its product coenzyme Q7, hydroxylase (gene COQ7). Gene Ontology annotation, biological process: ubiquinone biosynthetic process; determination of adult lifespan; regulation of gene expression. The transcript has 5 exons. Gene Ontology annotation, molecular function: 3-demethoxyubiquinol 3-hydroxylase activity. Bases 26 to 571 code for a protein of 181 amino acids. The record is from RefSeq and is a predicted model, not a curated record. NCBI's taxonomy places the organism in Eukaryota, Metazoa, Chordata, Aves, Passeriformes, Tyrannidae. Gene Ontology annotation, cellular component: nucleus; mitochondrial inner membrane.